Molecule: messenger RNA, 426 nt
Organism: Microsporum canis CBS 113480
Lineage: Eukaryota; Fungi; Ascomycota; Eurotiomycetes; Onygenales; Arthrodermataceae
Exons: 2
Coding region: 1-426 (141 amino acids)
Cellular component (GO): EKC/KEOPS complex
Source: RefSeq, a predicted model, not a curated record
AUGGCGCAGCCUAUCCAGCCAGUUGACCCGGAUUUCCCUUACUCUCUAACCAUCUCCGUGCCUCUUCCCUCACAUCGCCUGGCCUCCUCUGCCCUUCGAACGCUACAGGUAGACCGCGAGCUAUCGCCGCUGGUCAAGCGCACAUUCCGUCUCACAAGCCCGGAUUCAUCCAGCUCCCUCGCCUCGCAAACUGAAAUGCAAGUAAGCCCAACGCUGCGGGAAGGUAGACGCGAACAGACUGCAAGCGAUGCUGUUACAGAGACGAAUGAUGAAAACUUAACGGUUCUGGAGACCGAAUAUAGAGCAACUACCAACAGAAUGCUACGGGUGGCAGUUAAUGCGUUUAUGGACUCGCUAGGCGUGGUAGUCGGGGUGAUGGAGGAGUUAGAUGUCGACGUCAUAAGCGCUGAGCUAGGGAAACCAUAG